UGGAUUGGAGGUUGAAAUGGCGCUUACUGCGCAUGUGUAUAGUUCUAGUGAAGGAAGUCAAUAAAAUAACGAAGGUUACAUAUACACGACAUGUAAAGUAUAUUUUUAUUAUUAAAUAGCUCAUCAAUUUUGUUAUUUUACAUGAUUUUGAAUAAAAUUCAAUCGCUGGCAUUAUUUACUGAAGACGUGGAUCAAUUCAAAAUAAUAAAUUUAAAAUAAGCAGUGAUACAGUACUGUCAUUAAUACAAUCGUCGUGGAUAACAAUACAGUUUAUUUUCGACAGCACGCCUUUGAAAUAAUUCUUCAAAGUACUUCGAAUGGAGUAAGAAAUUAAGUAACAUCGACCACCUAUCGCAACACUACUUACGCCAAUGUCAUUUUGACAACUAGUAAGCUGCCUACUGCUUACUUCGUCGAAAACAAGCCGAAAACUGUUUUGUGUUUUAAAAACAAUCAUGGAUCAGCGAAAGGAAUUAAAUAUGUGCUUUUAAAAUUAAUUUUAAAUAUCAUGAAAGAAGUAGAAAACAUAUUUAUUAAUUUUAGUGGGUUUGUGUUUUCCGGUGAAAAUUAGGACUACAAACUGUUGAUAAAAAGAUGAGUUUUAUUGUAUAACAAUUUAUGCCCUGUUUUGUGGUAAAAAUGGCAGAUUUUACACCAUUUUACGUAGACAGAGCAAAAGGAGGUAGGGCUUCUUGUAAAUUAUGUAAAACCAACUGUCCUGGUGGGGAAUUACGUUUGGCCAAAAUCGUUGCAAGUCCUUAUGGAGACAAUCAACAAAUGAAAUCAUGGUACCAUGUUCCUUGCUUCAUGAACAUGCUUUUGAAGCAAAGGCCAACAACAAAACGAAUAGAUUCUAUAGAAGACAUAGGCAAUUGGGACACUUUGAGCAAAGAAGACCAAGAGAAAUUAAUAAAAGAAAUAAACACUAUGGAAAAGCUUUACGCUGACAAAAAUAGUGGAAAGUAUACAGCUAAAGUGUUAAAAAAUGAAUGUAAAGUAAAAACAAACAGUACUGAUACUAAAGUUGUGAAAGAAAAAGAUAAAGAAAAGACGACUCAUAUUCAAACUGAUGACAAUAAAUUCUCAACAUUCUGUACAGUCUGCAAAAAUAUUUCUAAAGUGGAUGCAUAUACUGACAAAACAGCAACUGUAAAUAAUUUCUUCACUAAUGGUACAGACCGACAAUCUUUUAAGGGUGAUCUUGGUCUCUGGUGUAAAUUACUGAUGCCUCAAAUGUCAAAACGAGUGUACAAUCUCAAAAGUAAACAAUUAGUAAAACUAUUUUCUAAAAUAUUUGGUACAGAUCAUGAAGAUAUGCUGACUGAUUUAGAGCAAGGUGAUGUAGCCAAAACCAUAAGAACAUUCUUUUUAAAAUCUAAAUAUGUUCAACCUAGUAAAGAAAGUUCAUUAACAAUUCAAGACAUUGAAGACUUUCUUGAAGAACUUUCAAAGUUGACAAAAGAAGAGGAACAAAUAUAUCACUUUAAAAAGAUUGUAAAACUAUGCACAGAGAAAGAUAUUACGAUGUUAAUACGUCUGAUUAAAGGAGAUCUGAGAAUAAAUGCUGGGCCUAAACAUAUUUUGGAAGGAGUACAUCCUGAUGCUUACAAUGUGUAUCAAACAUCUCGAGAUUUAGACAUAAUUUUGGACAGAGUAUUAAAUAAGGGUACGGGAGUGAAACACAAAGAUGCUACACAUGACAGCGUUUUAGCUAAAAUUGUUCUUAUGACCCCAGUGCGUCCGAUGUUGGCUGAAGCAUGCAAAUCUGUAGAAAUGGCUAUGAAAAAAUGUCCCAACGGUAUGUAUUCUGAAAUCAAAUAUGACGGAGAAAGAGUACAAGUGCAUAAAAAAGGUGAUGACUUUCGAUAUUUCUCACGUGCCUUGAAACCAGUUAUGCCUCAUAAAGUUAGUCAUUUUCGGGAUUAUUUACCAAAGGCGUUCCCUGAAGCUGUGGAUUUGAUAUUAGAUGCGGAAGUAUUGAUGAUUGAUGUGAACACUGGUAAACCUUUGCCAUUUGGUACACUAGGUGUACAUAAGCAAUCAGAAUUCAAAGAUGCGCAAGUAUGCUUGUUUGUAUUUGAUAUAUUAUAUUAUAAUGGAAAAGUACUUCUUGAUGUUCCAAUAAGGAAGAGGAGACAAUUACUUGAGGAGCAUAUGACUGAAGUGAAGAAUCAUGUUAUGCUGUCUGAACAAAAAUUAAUUAGGAAACCAGCAGAUUUAGCAAAGAUGAUUGCAGAGGUACUUCAACUGGGGUUGGAAGGAUUGGUACUCAAAGACCUGGAAUCCCUAUAUGAGCCUGGAAAGCGUCAUUGGCUGAAGGUGAAGAAAGACUAUCUAUUUGAUGGAGCCAUGGCUGAUACAGCCGACCUAGUAGUUCUUGGUGCUUGGUUUGGUACUGGCAAAAAAGGAGGCAUGAUGUCGGUAUUCCUAAUGGGUUGUUACGACUCUCGCCGUAAGAAAUGGCUGACCGUCACCAAAGUCCAUACAGGCCACGACGACAGCACCUUAGACCGCCUCCAGAAAGAAUUAUCACCGUUGAUGGAGAAGAUUUCGCAAGAUUAUAACAAACUGCCACAUUGGUUGGAGUGUAACAAAGGAAUGGUGCCCGAUUUUGUUGCUAAAGACCCAAGAAAGCAGCCUGUUUGGGAGAUAACUGGCACGGAACUGACAAAAGCAAACAUACAUACGGCCGGCGGUAUAUCAGUUCGAUUCCCAAGAGUGACAAGAAUACGAGACGAUAAGUGCUGGGAAACGGCAACCAAUUUUGAAGAACUCCAGAAAUUGUUCAACACUUCUAAGGAAAAAACUGAUGUUUCACUUUUAAACAAGCUUGCAGCUGAUGGAACAGGUGAUACUGAAUCGCCAAAGAUUAAAACGAAAAGCCCGAAAGAAAAAAUUGACAGGAACGUUGAAGCUAAAGGGAAAAAUGAUUUAAACUCGACUAAUUCGUCAGAUGAAAGCAAUUCUAGCAAUAUGAGCGUUGAUGAAACUGAUACAAAAAUAACAAAAAGUCCAAUGGAUUCAAAGCAAGGUAAAAUUGGCAAUAGUAGUAAAAAUUUGUAUAACAAGAAUAAUGUUAAAUCUCCAAUGAAAAUAAAGGAAUCAGAUAAAAUAUCAAAAACUAAUACUAUACAGAGUUUCUUCAAAAAGACAGAGUCACCAAUAAAGAGAAAGCACAAUGACAUAUCGGACAACGAUGAUGAUAAUAAGAUGGAAGACACACAAAAGACGAAAAAAGUUAGAAUUCAGCAUUACCCUGAAAAUCCACUGCCGUCUCCCUUUAAAAAUAUUUGUAUUGGAUUUUACCCUGAUUUUAUAAGUUUUCCUGAAGACGAAAGGAACCAUUUUGAAAGACAUUGGAUUGCGUACGGUGGAACUGUUGAUAAGUCUGUAAGGAACAUGGAUGUAGAUUAUGUGGUACACAAUAGUAACGUGAUAAAGUUGAAGAAAAUGCAAAAGUUGAAGUGUAAAGUGCCGCAGGAAGCGAGGCAUGUCAGUAAGAAUUGGUUGCAGCGUUGUAUUGAAGAGGUUAAAUUAUGUAACCCUAAUUGGUUUCCAGUUUAUGUUGAGCCGUGAUUACACACAUUAGUUUCAAUGAGUUUGUUUCUUUACAUUGGCUUUCAGAUGCAUAAUUAUAAAUGUGUUAGACACGGAUUUUUGUAAAUUCUUAUGGUAGCCUCUGAAAAAAUUGUAAUUAUGGGAUAUUACUAAUAAAAGCAUUGUUCAUGUAAUUCGCUAUGUUGCGAAACUGAACUAAAUGUAUUUUGAAUGGCCUUUGAAAUAUUUGAGCAAUAUGUGUCCUAUGAGUGAGAAAUGUUACCAUAUUAUACUGUAAUUUAAAACGUAAUAAUUUGAAGCUUUGAUACAUGCGACGGAUUCAUUUGUAAAUUUUGUGUUUGUUAAUCAAUAUAGGUAUUGUAAAAAUGAUCUAGAUGUUCUGUUCGAUCGUAAAUUAUUUAUUGUUAAUAGUCAAAGUAAGUCACGGAGAUUCAAAUUUUUGGCAGUAUUAUUACAUAUACCGCUUGUAGGGCUUCUCUCUUAAACACUCAUUCAAUACGACGAAAUCUAUGUUCGUACAAAUGAUCUCUUUUUUUAUAGAAAAGCGCGUCAUUUUUUUAAAGUCUCAGCAAUCGUGAAGAUUUAAAAGUCUUAUAACUCACGAAUGAAAUAUAUAAAUUUUUAUGCGUACAUAAAUAAUUAUACAUAAACUUUGCAUAAAAUUAGGAGCAAUUUUAAUGGAUUUGGAUGGAUUGCGAUUUCUAUGGAUUGGAGUUUAAUUCCAUGGCUAAGACAAUGACACCAUAUAUUAACCUAAUUUUAUGUUAAUAUUUACUUUAUAAAUGUGUUUGAUAUAAUCAUAUUAUUUAUGUAUUGGCUCUGCUCAGAGACUUUUUUUUUUUAAUCUCGAAUGUGUAAGUUAUU
Amyelois transitella is the source of this 4422-nucleotide messenger RNA. RefSeq names its product DNA ligase 3 (gene DNAlig3). Gene Ontology annotation, molecular function: zinc ion binding; DNA ligase (ATP) activity; ATP binding. Gene Ontology annotation, biological process: lagging strand elongation; double-strand break repair via alternative nonhomologous end joining; DNA recombination. Gene Ontology annotation, cellular component: DNA ligase III-XRCC1 complex. NCBI's taxonomy places the organism in Eukaryota, Metazoa, Arthropoda, Insecta, Lepidoptera, Pyralidae. The record is from RefSeq and is a predicted model, not a curated record. The transcript is spliced from 4 exons. Bases 619 to 3576 code for a protein of 985 amino acids.